AUGUCGUUCCGGGAACUUCGGAACUUCUGCGAGAUCAUGAGAUCAUUAGGGUAUCAUCGGCUGGUCUCCAUGGAUAACUUCCGAACUCCGAAUUUCGAGCUUGUGGCCGACGUCUUGGACUGGCUUCUGCAUCGAUUCGAGCCUGGAUGCGCUAUUCCGGACGACAUCAGCACCGAAGCGGACAGAGUCCUGUUCAUCAAGUCGGUGGUUGAGAAGGUGGUGCUGAAGACCGGCCUCAAACUCAACCCCAAAAAGCUGUACGGUGCCGACGGCUAUGCCGUCAAGGAACUGCUCCGCCUGGCACAGGUGUUGUACGAGGCGCAGAGAUCUGUUUCGGAAGUGCCCGCAGAAGGUCGCGGCGAAGACUUCACCCUAAACUCGAAGUUAGCUGAUCUGAAGAGCACGCGCUCCCUGUGCUCGCAGAUCGUGGAAAGUGGGGCGACUCUGUUUGAACUGCUGCAGAAGGAGCAGGAGGUACGACAAGACCGAGAAAAAGCUUUGCAUUUCUUAGAGGGUAUGUCUCGCAAUCUAGGCAGCAACACUGAGAACGAAAUGGUCGAGCGUGCCGUUUCGCAGCUUCUUGGCAGCCAUGGACAGAACCUCGAGCAGCUGAAGCAGAUGUCGGACGAGCUCCAGCGAGAUGAGAAGAGUUUGGAGCAGAAAAUCAAGAAGAAAAAGCAGGAGUUGGAGCGCUGCCGAAAACGGCUAGGCUCCCUGGCUUCGGUGCGCCCUGCCUUCAUGGACGAGUACGAGACGCUGGAACAAGAACUCGAGAGAUAUUACGAACAGUAUGUCGGGCGUUUUCGAAAUCUCGACUAUUUGGAGCAUGAAAUCGAUAUGCUGAACAAGGAGGAACAGGAGCGAAUGGAAGAGAACGACCGCGCACUGAAGCGCAUGCAGAAGCGUCUUCGCGAUGAGGAGUGGAGAUUGCUCCGUGGAGAGGAGGACGAUAAGGGGAAAGCACGCAAGCCGAAGAAGAUCCACGGCCAGAAGAGGUGGAUGCCUCCGUCAGCAGUGGAUGCUGUGGACGGCUCCAUGGAAGCCGGGGAUGACGAGGAGUCAUCUGAAGGCUCCAACAGUGACAGUGACCCGCCAAUAAGUGUGGGUGGUUCGGAGGACUCCGGUGGAUUGGGCCCAGGGCCGCGUGGUGGUGUCCUCGGACCUGAGCGGGAACGUGCUGUGUCGCCUCCUGACGGCUCGGUGCUCAUCGGCGGCGGAAACAGCGUGUCCGACGAUGACAUACUGAAUGAGUCCGACGAGGAGGAGCUGUCAGACGAGGACAUAGGAGGAUCUGGACGGCACCCUCAACCAGGAAGUGACUUUGACUUCUGA
Molecule: messenger RNA, 1332 nt
Organism: Symbiodinium sp. CCMP2592
Lineage: Eukaryota; Dinophyceae; Suessiales; Symbiodiniaceae
Source: the annotation of a GenBank genome assembly